Molecule: messenger RNA, 549 nt
Organism: Zychaea mexicana
Lineage: Eukaryota; Fungi; Mucoromycota; Mucoromycetes; Mucorales; Lichtheimiaceae
Exons: 1
Coding region: 1-549 (182 amino acids)
Source: RefSeq, a predicted model, not a curated record
AUGUCUUACAACCAAAACUCCAAUAGCACUUCGAACGCUAACAACGCCGACUGGAAGUACUCUGGUGCCCAAGUGGACCCAUACACCAAUGAGCAAGCUUCCAACGCCACUGGAUACACCGGGUCCACUAACGAGCCAAGCACUCAAUCGUCCCGUCAAGACCAAUCUACCUAUGGUCAAGCCGGCCGCCAACCGGGUUACAACACACGCGGUUCUGGUAAUUCGGGCGCUUAUGAGACUACCCAGUCUGCCGGUUAUGGAUCGUCGAAUCAGCCUUCUACUACUGGAUAUUCGCAACCGCAACAACAAUCUGGUCGCCAGCAAGGCUAUGGUUCGCAGCAGAACACUUCUGGCACCCAAUCCUAUGGUUCGUCUGCUCAAGGACACCAGUAUAGUUCCUCUGACAAUGCCUCGGGUAAUCCUUCGUUUGGCGAUAAGGUGAAGGGCACUUUUGAGAAGAUGGGCGGUCAGAUUAAGGGUGAUCCCACCCAGGUCGCUCAAGGCGAGGCCCGUGCCAGGGGAUUCGAUCCAAACACCAACUUGCACUAA